Chelonoidis abingdonii (Abingdon island giant tortoise) is the source of this 3453-nucleotide messenger RNA. The record is from RefSeq and is a predicted model, not a curated record. Lineage: Eukaryota; Metazoa; Chordata; Testudines; Testudinidae.
AUGCAGGAGAACCAUGAGACAGUGACCUCGCUGGGUGAUAGGACAGUCAGUGAGAACAAGGAGGAGAAUCAGCAGGAGGAAGGUCCUGAGCAAGAGAGGAUUUUGAGAAAAGCUGAAGAGAAUUUUUCCCAGGGCUUCGAAGAGGGAGAAACCUGGGGAGAUGGACACGGAUCAGAGAUACAGCUGGGAAACUAUCCCAGGAAGAAACUGGAUAAAUCCACUGAAUGUGGCAGAGGAUGGAAGGAUCCCAAGGAAAGCACAAUUCAGCAGACAAGUCACAAUGAAGAGAAACCCUACAAAUGCCCUGAGUGUGGGAAAAAAUUUAUUGGGAGGUCACAGCUUAUGUCACAUAAGAGAAUGCACACAGGAGAGAAGCCCUAUAAAUGCUUUGAGUGUGGGAAAAGCUUCAUCGACAGAAUAAAAUUUACUAGUCAUCAGAGAAUGCAUACAAGAGAGAGACCGUAUAAAUGCUUUGAGUGUGGGAAAAGCUUCAUACACAAGUCAAGGCUUACUGUACACCAGAGAGUACACACAGGAGAGAGACCCUAUAUAUGCUGUGAGUGUGGGAAAGGUUUUAUUCGGAGCUCAGAGCUUAUUACACAUGAGAUCACCCACACAGGAGAGAGACCCUUUAAAUGCCUUGAGUGUGGGAAAGGUUUUAGUCAGCGUGCAACACUUAUUACACAUCAGCGAACCCACACUGGAGAGAGACCCUAUGAAUGCCAUGAAUGUGGGAAAGGUUUUAGUCAGCAUGUAACACUUAUUACACAUCAGCGAACCCACACAGGAGAGAGACCCUAUGGAUGCCAGGAGUGUGGGAAAAGUUUCAGUGUGAAAUCAACCCUUAAUGCACAUCAGAAAGCCCACACAGGAGAGAGACCCCAUAAAUGCUUCGACUGUGGGAAAAGCUUCAUACACAAGUCCAGGCUUACUGUACACCAGAGAGUGCACACUGGAGAGAAACCCUUUAAAUGCCAUGAGUGUGGGAAAGGUUUUAGUCAGCGUGUAACACUUAUUAGACAUCAGCGAACCCACACAGGAGAGAGACCCUAUGGAUGCCUUGAGUGUGGGAAAAGCUUCAUUCAGAAGUCACAACUUAUUUUACACCACAGAGUGCACACAGGAGAGAAACCCUUUCAAUGCUGUAAAUGUGGGAAAAGUUUUAUUCGGAGCACAACGCUUCUCUCACAUCAGCGAACCCACACAGGGGAGAGACCCUAUGGACGCCUUGACCGCAUGAAGUCAGGAGGCCUUAUCAAUGUCCUCCUGGCCCUGGCCAAAGUGGCCAUUUACAAUACCAGGGGAAAGACACUGGACGAGGGGGUGAUCUGCGACUGCGGGGCCUAUUUCAGUUACUCCCUUGUCUCAUGCAUCCGGGCAGAGUUCCUCUGGGUAUCACCUGCUGGCUCCCUAGACAGCUUUGAGGAGCAUUGUCCCCUGAACACAGCUGGGUCCCGGGGUCCAGUGGUUCCUCCCACAAGGCUGGGGGAGGCACCCGCCCGCCUCCUGGAAUUACCAAUAAGAGCAGCCCGAGCCAUCCGAGCCGCCUGCCCAGGCUGUCCAGAGGAGGAACACAGAUUCCCCAUUCCCAAAGCUGACCUGAUCGCCCAUCUAGAACGAGGGGAAGAGCCGUGGGUCCCAGAUCUUGAGGCCUCUGAGGAAAGUGUGAGCCUGAGAGGCACCUGCACAGCAGGUGAUAGGACAGUGAGUGAGAACAGGGAGGAGAAUCAGCAGGAGGAAGGUCCUGAGCAAGAAAGGUUUUUGAGAAAAGCUGAAGAGAAUUUUUCCCAGGGCUUGAAAGAGGGAGAAGCCUGGGGAGAUGGACACGGAUUAGAGAUGCAGCUGGGAAACUAUCCCAGGAAGAAACUGUAUAAAUCCACUGAAUGUGGUAGAGGAUGGAAGGAUCCCAAGGAAAGCACAAUUCAGCAGACAAGUCACAAUGAAGAGAAACCCUACAAAUGCCUUGAAUGUGGGAAAAGAUUUAAUGGGAGGUCACAGCUUAUGUCACAUAAGAGAAUGCACACAGGAGAGAAGCCCUAUAAAUGCUUUGAGUGUGGGAAAAGCUUCAUACACAAGUCAAGGCUUACUGUACACCAGAGAGUACACACAGGAGAGAGACCCUAUAUAUGCUGUGAGUGUGGGAAAGGUUUUAUUCGGAGCUCAGAGCUUAUUACACAUGAGAUCACCCACACAGGUGAGAGACCCUUUAAAUGCCUUGAGUGUGGGAAAGGUUUUAGUCAGCGUGCAACACUUACUGCACAUGAGACAACUCACACUGGAGAGAGACCGUAUGAAUGCCAUGAAUGUGGGAAAAGUUUUAGUCAGCGUGUAACGCUUAUUACACAUCAGCGAACCCACACAGGAGAGAGACCCUAUAAAUGCCAGGAGUGUGGGAAAAGUUUCAGUGUGAAAUCAACUCUUAAUGCACAUCAGAAAACCCACACGGGAGAGAGACCCCAUACAUGCUUUGACUGUGGGAAAAGCUUCAUUCAGAAGUCAAAGCUUAGUGAACACCAGAGAGUACACACUGGAGAGAGACCAUAUAAAUGCCUUGAGUGUGGGAAAACUUUCAUUAAGCGCUCAGACCUUAUUAAGCAUCAGAGUAUCCACACACCAAGCGACAACUCCUAUAAAUGCCUCGACUGUGGGAAAAGUUUCCCUGACAGAAGAAAACUUACUGGACAUCAGAGAAUCCAUACAGGAGAGAGGCCCCAUAAAUGCUUCGACUGUGGGAAAAGCUUCAUACACAAGUCCAGGCUUAUUGUGCACCAGAGAGUGCACACGGGAGAGAAACCCUUUAAAUGCCAUGAAUGUGGGAAAGGUUUUAGUCAACGUGUAGCACUUAUUACACAUCAGCGAACCCACACAGGAGAGAGACCCUAUGGAUGCCUUGAGUGUGGGAUAAGUUUUAUCUCAAGUUCAGCCCUUGCUCACCAUAGCAAAAUCCACAUGGGAGAAAGACCUUAUAAAUGCCAUGAGUGUGGGAAAGGUUUUAGUCAGCGUGUAACACUUAUUAGACAUCAGCGAACCCACACAGGAGAGAUACCCUAUGGAUGCCUUGAGUGUGGGAAAAGCUUCAUUGAGAAGUCACAACUUAUUCUACACCAGAGAGUGCACACAGGAGAGAAACCCUUUCAAUGCUGUAAAUGUGGGAAAAGUUUUAUUCGGAGCACAACGCUUAUCUCACAUCAAAGAACCCACACGGGGGAGAGACCUUAUAAAUGCCUUGAAUGUGGCAAAAGUUUUAGUCAGAGCUCAAAUCUUAUUGCACAUAAGAGAACCCACACAAGAGACAGACCCUAUAAAUGCUUGUACUGUGGGAAAAGCUUCCGUAAGAGCUCAGCGCUGACGAAACAUCAGAGAACGCACAAGAAUGAGACCCCCUAGGAAUAGCUUGACUGCAGGAAAAGAUUCAAGUUGACUUUUGUCAUAAACAGAUAGUUAAGGGUUAAU